AUGGCCAUCUUGUCUACAGCGGUUGCUCUCGUUGCUGGCUUUACUGCGUUCGCCCAUUCUCGAUCGAUCCAGUCUCGAGAAAAUGUUGAUGUCUCCAACGCGAAGACUUCAUUGACGCUCGUCUACCAGAACAACCUCAAUGCAUCCGACGAUCAGAACCAUGUAGGAGCGCUCCUUCUCGAUCCGGUCUCUCAAGCAAGUGCUGCGGCUGCAUGCGCUUCGGUGAACGAGAAGCUUCUUCCCAAAGCGACACUGCAGAAGUAUCAUUCAGAUUUCACUUAUGCGCUUUCCUAUCAGGACUACGCUGAAUAUUUCGACACUGCAAGCGGUUUUUACAUCGAGAAUGGGAUCGUCUCCAUCAACCAUCAACUCAGCUACAAAUCCACAUCGAAGGAUUCACGAAAACGGCUCCCUGUACUCUGCACACAGUCUGCCAACAAUGGCUCCUCAAAAGCUGGUCCGGUAGAUGGAAGCCAGAUUGCUGUGGCUUCCGGGGGCAACACGUUCGUAGGCUAUCGCAAUCAAAAGUCGUUCCGCUUCUUGGGUAUUCCGUAUGCCGACAAGCCACAGCGGUGGACAUAUUCCUCUCAGUACUCGAAAAAGGGACAGACCAUCCAAGCUACCGCAUACGGCUCGCAAUGUGCGCAAGGAAGCUCCGGGAGUGAGGACUGUCUCUUCCUGAACAUUCAGACUCCGUACAUUCCCAAGUCUGGCUCGAAGAAGAGUCUGCGUCCAGUCAUGUUUUGGAUCCAUGGUGGCGGCUUCACUGGCGGCACGGGCGCGGACCCUUUGACAGACGGUGGCAAUCUUGCCAGCAAGGAAGAUCUUGUGGUUGUUUCGAUCAACUAUCGACUCUCGACUCUAGGUUUCCUCGCCAUCCCAGGCACCGAUAUCUCUGGGAACUUUGGCAUCGCUGAUCAGGUCGUGGCUCUCGACUGGGUACGUGCCAACAUCGCUUCUUUUGGAGGUGAUCCCGGACAGAUCACCAUCAUCGGUGGGUCUGCCGGGGCAGGUUCAGUUCGUGCACUCCUGGGCUCCCCGAAGGCGAUCGGCAAAUAUCAGGGAGCAGUUGCAGUAUCUAAUUUGGGAGGCGGGGUAACACUAGGACUCCGCGGUGAUUACGGAACGACGUACUCGACAUACUACACGAUCAAUCAGUCGUAUGCCGUCGCAGGUCAGCAGAUCUUUUCAGCUUCCGGAUGCAACGAUACCGAGCUCUCGGCUCAGAUCGCAUGCCUCAAGCAAGUUGAUCCACUGAAACUCGUAUCACUACCCACAGUUGCAAGAUAUGUGGUCCAAGAUGGAAAAUAUGUCAACACGCCCAAGCUCAUCCUCGCGACACGCAACGACAGCACCGCACAUGUUCCCGUGAUUUUCGGCGUAACACGUAACGACGGUAGCUCCUUCUCUACGUACCCAAAGUCUCCUGUUUCGAAUCACUCUCAAGGUUUGCAAGUCGCACUAGGCAUCAACUCGACAUGGGCGCAGAGAAUCAUCGACUCGCAACUCUUCCCUUACUAUGACACCGGGAAUCUCACGUUGGACUCGUUCAAUGUCUCUCAGCGCGUAGCCACCGACAAAACAUUCCGCUGUAUCGACCAAGCCACUGUCUAUGCUGGUACAUCAACCCACGCUUUCCAGAAAGCCUACUUUUACCAGAUGGAACGAACCGCAGGUGGCUACGACCCCAACAACCUUGGCGGUCCUGCGAACAACAAUCCAAACAACCCGUAUUUCCGGUUCCAUGGCGCCGAUGUGCCCUUCGUCUUUGGUACUCUUUCCAAGAUACGCGAGCCUGCGGAUUUGUAUUACACGCAGUUGACGACCAGCUACUUUGCGAGCUUCACUAAGAACGGAAAUCCAAACCCAGAUACAGACUAUCUAAGAGUGAGAGGAUACGACAAGGUAGCUGAUUCGAUCAAGCAAACAGGACCGUGGGAUGAGGUGACUAAGAUAGGGAAGGAAGUACGGAUGCUGGAUUAUCCCAGCAGAAGUGGACCCUAUGUAGAUGUUGAUCAGUGCAAGUGGCUUGGCUACGGUUUGGACUACUACUUGAAAGGCGGCAUAUGA
Messenger RNA from Paraphaeosphaeria sporulosa, 2070 nucleotides. RefSeq names its product alpha/beta-hydrolase. Lineage: Eukaryota; Fungi; Ascomycota; Dothideomycetes; Pleosporales; Didymosphaeriaceae. The record is from RefSeq and is a predicted model, not a curated record. The transcript has a single exon. Gene Ontology annotation, molecular function: cholinesterase activity. The coding region runs from base 1 to 2070 and encodes 689 amino acids.